Messenger RNA from Teleopsis dalmanni, 410 nucleotides. RefSeq names its product RING finger protein 151-like. Lineage: Eukaryota; Metazoa; Arthropoda; Insecta; Diptera; Diopsidae. The coding region runs from base 132 to 410 and encodes 92 amino acids. The record is from RefSeq and is a predicted model, not a curated record. The transcript has 2 exons.
UUUAACACGUCAGCAAAACUUAGCUUUCGAAAAAUAUUUUUUUUAAAUUCAUCGAAUAAUCAAGCCCUUCAGAACUAUUGUUAUUCGUAGCCCGUUACACGAUCCCCUAAGUCUUGCCAGUACUCUACGUUAUGAAUACCCGACAGCAAGCUAAGAGAACCCAGACACAUUACGAGCAUGAGAGCGAUGAGGUAAUUUAUGUAAAAACAUAUAAAUUAGAUCAAAAUGAUAAGCGCAAUUGGCCGCAAUGCAAAAUAUGUUAUGAGGAACUAAAAAACCAACCCACUGCAACACCUUGUGGACACGUUUUCUGUAAGAGUUGUAUUAAGAGAUCCAUGUUGUAUUCUAAAGUGUGUCCCUUAUGUAGGGCUAGUGUAACCAAUGAAUCAUUGCUUGAAAUUUAUUUAUAA